This is a messenger RNA of Ochlerotatus camptorhynchus, 794 nucleotides long. RefSeq lists its product as uncharacterized. NCBI's taxonomy places the organism in Eukaryota, Metazoa, Arthropoda, Insecta, Diptera, Culicidae. The coding region runs from base 61 to 654 and encodes 197 amino acids. The transcript is spliced from 4 exons. Gene Ontology annotation, molecular function: glutathione peroxidase activity. Gene Ontology annotation, biological process: response to oxidative stress. The record is from RefSeq and is a predicted model, not a curated record.
CAUUUACAGAAGCCGCUUGCUAUAUAUUUGCCCGUCACAAACUCUACAACGUCAAAGUCGAUGAAAGCGAUUACAGCACGCAAUCUUCAAAACAUUGUGAAAUCCAGUUACUGUGCAUAUCGGUUCAAUUUCGCAGAGAUGGCUACGGAAUCAAGUUCGGACUACAAGGGUGCAAAGUCGGUGUAUGACUUUACCGUCAAGGACGGUCAUGGCAACGAUAUCAGCUUGGAGAAAUACCGCGGUAAGGUGUUACUGGUCGUCAACAUCGCUUCCAAGUGUGGCCUAACCAAGGGAAACUAUGCUGAAUUGACGGAAUUGUCACAGAAGUAUGCGGACAAAGAUUUCAAAAUCUUGUCCUUCCCGUGCAAUCAGUUUGGAUCUCAAAUGCCAGAGAAGGAUGGGGAAGAAAUGGUAUGCCAUCUGAGGGACGCCAAGGCUGAUGUGGGAGAUGUUUUCGCAACGGUCAAUGUCAACGGUGACGAUGCGAGUCCCCUGUACAAAUAUUUGAAGCACAAGCAAGGCGGAACUCUGGGUAACUUUAUCAAGUGGAACUUUUCAAAGUUCCUAGUCGACAAGGAUGGACAACCGGUGGCACGUUUUGCACCGACCACAACUCCGUUGGAUAUUGUCAAGGAUAUCGAUAAAUUGUUGUAGAAUAAUAUUUUCAGUAAUGCAGUCUCCUUGUAAUGCUUGUCCACGCAAACAGCAUCACGCAUUUCCUAUAAGAGGUUAUUUUUGGAUUGUCAGUUAAAGGAAUAUGAAAAUAAAAUUAGCUUUGUACUGUGUUUUGCUCA